ACGAAUAAACCCCAGGUCGAGUUUCCCGCCUCCGGCCGCGGCGCCCGGCCCGCACCAGGCCCACCGGGCCGGACCCCCGCGGCAGCUCAGCCCCUUCCGAGCACGAGCCGCCGCGUCCCAGCCAACGGGCGGACUGGGAAACACCGGGCAGCAGCUUUAACGGGCCGGGCCGGGCCCGACCGAGCAGGACGGGGCAGGGCGCUUCGCUCCCCGGCCGCCGAACCCGGACCCGGAUCCCGCCACGGAACACCCGCACAGGGCGGGGAAGGUGCGGCCCGCCGGAUCGCUGGCCGGGUGGCGUGGGCGGCGCUGCGCCUUUAAGAGGGAGUCGAGCACCUACACGAUCAAUGGGCCGCUCUGCGGCCCCGCCCCCGCGGGGCAGCCGGCGAAUGGGCCGAUUGAAACACGCAACGUUGGCGCCGCGGAUGGGCUCGGGGCUCGGCCGGCCGCGCCUGGAGCGCGGGGGGUUUGACGGGCCGCCGCGCCGCUCCGGUAGCCGCCGUUGCCGCGGCGCCCCGCUCCGCCCAUGGCCUCCGCGCUGGAGGACCCCGUCCUGAUCCGGCCUUUCCGAGGCCACAGAGCGGCCGUCACGGGCGUCGCCUUCAACGCGGACGCCGCUGGGCUGGCUACCUCUUCUUUGGAUAGGUUUCUUAUGGUGUGGAAGCUGAAGACACAGUGCAGAGCUUACAAAUUUAUAGGCCAUGUGGAAGCUGUGACCAGUGUACAGUUCUGUCCAGAUGGGCAGCUACUCGCUUCAGCUUCUCAAGAUCGUACUGUCAGACUAUGGAUUCCUUGCAUUCAUGGAGAAUCAUCGAUACUGAAAGGUCAUACAGCAUCUGUUCGUAGCGUGAACUUCUCGCAUGAUGGCCACUUUCUAGUUUCAGCAUCCAAUGAUAAAUCAAUAAAAAUAUGGAGUGUUCACCGUCCGCGCCUUUUGUUUUCCCUAUUCCAGCAUACUCAUUGGGUUCGCUGUGCCAAAUUUUCACCUGAUGGAAGACUAAUAGCAUCUUGCAGUGAGGAUAAAUCUGUUAAGAUCUGGGAUACAAGAAAUAAAACUUGUAUUGAUAGCUUCUUAGAUUAUGGAGGAUUUGCAAAUUUUGUGGAUUUCAAUCCAAGUGGUACGUGUAUAGCUUCUGCAGGUUCCAAUCAUACAGUGAAACUGUGGGAUAUUCGAAUGAACAAGCUACUGCAGCAUUACAAAGUUCACAGAGCAGGCGUUAAUUGCGUAUCAUUCCAUCCUUCUGGUAACUAUCUCAUCACUGCUUCUACUGAUGGUACUCUUAAGAUUUUGGAUCUCUUAGAAGGAAGACUUAUUUACACUCUUCAUGGACAUAAGGGACCUGUACUUUCUGUAGCUUUUUCAAAAGGUGGUGAAAAAUUUGCCUCAGGUGGAGCAGAUGCUCAGGUAUUACUGUGGAAAACCAACUUUGAUUCAUUUGAUUAUAAAGAAGUUCUUGAACACCACAUUAGAAGAACACAUAUUGAUGAGCCUCCUCAUCUUCUUGAUAUUUACCCAAGGUCACCUCAUCUCCAUGAUGAAAAACUUCAGUCAGUUGAGGUCAACCCAACCUUUGAUGUGACUAAUACACAAACAUUUGACCCACCUGUCAUAGAGAUUAAUUCCUCUUCAUCUUUCACUAUUCCGCCCAUCAGUUUCAUCAGUAUGUUAAUUGUGUCUGUGUACUUGGGUCAACUUGGCUUUGAAAAGCAUGUGACUGAGAAGAAGCAUUUGGCCAACAUUGAGAAGACCUGGAGAUUUAAACUCUGGAUUUUAUUUGGUCUUGGUGUUACCAAACAAUAGCUCCUGGCAGCUGUACUCUGUGUGGGAAGCAGUGGGAUGGAGAUCUGAAAAGGCUGGCAAGGAGGAGGAUGUAAAACCCAAAACCUGGAGACUGCGAAGUUACAAGCAAGCGUUUUGAAUUCUUGGUUGAGAACUGAAAGAUGGUACAAGCGAGAAAACAAGAGAGUCUGAAGGAAGAGACAGUGCAAAGCAACGCUGUGAUCAGAUGUCCAGUCAAUAAGUUUAAUGUCAGUAGGAAGAUGGAGAGAGGAGGCCCUUUAGAGGGAUGUAAUUAGUUCUGUAUUAGAACUGUGAAAAGUAGAAAUGUGAAAAGCUGCAAAUGAGGUUGCCUGAUAUCCUGCCUGAGAAAAGUGUUCUGCUAUCUAUCUGACCAUGGUUUUAUGAACCAUAGACCAUGUUUAUUUGUUGCUCUUCCUAUUCGAUUUUAUGAUGGUGAGUGCAUCCUUUUGCAUUUUUUAAAAUCAAUUUGAUGCUUGCAGAUUGAUUUGCCACACUAACAUUCUCUCCCUCUCGAUCUGUUCAGCCUCUAACGAACAUCCCACACAGUCUUCCUCUCAUGUGUUCAUGACCUCGCUGACUCCAAGGUAUUUUCCAGCCUCCCAAGUACCCUGCAGCAUUUUCCCCGUCUCCUACUUGCCAGUGGCACUGAGUAGGUAUCACCUUGGCGGCCGUGCCUGCAACUCUGUGCCUGUUGAAGGGAGAAGGAGCCGCUCACCUGCUAGAUGUUUCCCCACAUGUAUUCCUCAAGUGAGGGAAGCUGUAUGCCUGGGAAAGGCAGCAAGUUAAGCAUAGUGUCAUCAGGGAGCCUAAAAGAUUUGAUUUCCUACAAAGCCCAGCUCUGCCACUGAGAGUGCUUUACCUCAAGCCAUGUCUGCUGCUUCCCAGUUUGCUUUCUCCUGAAGUCCCUGGCAUGGUGUACAAUGCCUGGCUGUAUGGCAAGAGGAGACAAGUCUUGCUUCGGAGUAUAUGGUGAGGGUUUGGGGCAGCAGCCUCAGGUAGAUGCAGGGGCAAAGAAAAAGGAAACCUGCUCAGUGAACUAGAAAUUCCCACACUCUGUUGUCAAACAUGCUUGUUCACUGGUGUGGAAAAGGGAACCUGAGGAGAAGACAAAUGAAUUUGAAUGCAUUUUAAUUGGGAUUACAGGCAUAUGGUGUGGUGCCAUUUGUUUUCCUCUUCCUGCUCUGUAGUGGGGCUCUAAUACCUUCACACAUUUGCCUUUAUUUGUCAUGUCAAAAGGGGAGACAGCAAGCAGCUUUUUCCUCCUCCCUCUUUGGGGGCCAUGCUAAAAGCUCUCACUUCACCCUGAACUUUGUCAAAGGAACAAUCAUGAUUUUUAGAAAAAGUGCAGCCAGAUUGCAAAAGCAGAUUAAACAGCUCUGACUUAUUUUUAUUAAACUUUUCAGCUGCUCCUUGGAGGACCUUUGCUAUUUUCCAGCAGCAGAAAGGGAUGGAUUCCAGGGGAGAGCAGGGACGUGAUGUCCACAGUACCACAAGCACACGAUUCACCAGCAGCUGGAUAGCUAUCUUUUAUAGUUAUGAUAGCAUAUUUAGUGUUUAGUAAAAAGCUACUUAGGGAGCUGUUUCCCUUGUUGUACAGCAGUUUGUAAGCUGUAAGAUUCAGACAUAAGCCUUUAAUUAUGCCUAGCAUCUCCGCAAAAGCAAUUUCAGUUCUCUCCCCUGCCUCAUGCAGCAUCUUGGGAUGCUCUGCAUUUGAAUGUGAACAAGCUAUUGUUUAACAUGGCUUUAAAUCAUUACAGAAAUGUUCUGUAGCAUCCACUGGGAAAGCCUGCUCCCAUCUGCCCUGUGCAUUUCUCACAGUCUCUUUGGGAACCAGGGCCAGUAAUCACAGAAGUUUUGUUUAAAGGUUAAGCACAGAGUAGCAUUAUCUUCACACACUGUGCAAGCUAACAACAGGUGAAGGUGUCGCUCAGAAACAUUUAUAGAGGAAUGCAAAGAUUAAGAUUAAACAUCUUUCCCGGUCUUCACAUAAGCAUCUUUCCAUUUAUUUUCCAAAUGUGUAUAUGACACAUUAUAAGACUUGCAGGGGACUUAGAAGCUAAUGCCCACUUAAAAUAAAAUGUCUCUAGCACAGCUGAAGCCAGUCUUUUGCCUCCCUCGACACAAGCCCUCUGUGGUAGACUUCGGUCAGCUCAGCACCAUGGCAUCCCAGCCUUACCCUAACUCUAAGUCUGUAGCUCCUGAAUAAAAGUUGAGAGGUUUUUUUUCUUCUGAGAAAUGUGUAUGUUUUAUUAUGGCUUAGACUUGCAGAAAAAGCAUGAAACAUUGCCUAAUGUUAUUCAGUAUGUCCUAUAUUUGAUGCUCCUUUUGUCCCAGAGUUUCUGUUUCAAAUAAUGAUGAAAAAAGUUCUAUUAAAUUUACAUCAAAGGAAAGUUGGGGAAGCAGAAACAUGAAUAACAAACACAUGCAUAAUAUGAUUCUGAACAAAGAAGCCUGUGCUGUCAGUGUGGCGAUAGGCCGCGUGGGAACACAUGUAUGUCAUUGCAGCAUAUUGCAAACACAUGUGGGGGUCAUCCAGAUAUGUUUGGGGGCAGCUGAGAUCCCUGUUUGAAGGUAAAUUUGAUAGACUCUGGUUUGCACUCUGGCAAUGACCGCACUUUACGUCUUUAUAGAGUGGUUACCACAAUCCUGUAUGUGUUAUCCCGCACAGGCUUCCACAUACAGAUGUGCCAAAGGAAGAGUGUAAAGAAUAUGUAAAUAGCCAGUGUAAAGAUUCACUGAAAAAGAAAUCACAGACGAAAAUGACAUUCUGAAAGUAGUUCACACACAUCUUUAAAAUGAAUGGGAAAAAAAAAAUCAUUAAAUUGUAAUGAAUUUCACCCACCCAGACAGAGCUCCAAAACAGUUCAGCACUUUUACUUCUGCAGCAGCUUGCAAUUUUACCGUCUGUUCCAGUGAAAUGCAGAGCAUGCCAAGGGGCCAUGGCUCUGCAUGGAAGUGAGGAUGUGUUCGCCCAGAGCAACUGAAAGGCCCUGGAUUCAGGUUCUUAGUUCAGAGCUCUUCCACAGGAGCUGAGGACAUGCUAGUAUUUUACAAAGGAGAUUCUGACUGUUUGUUCUGGAAGUGAUUUAGCAUUUUAUACUUACGCAGAAAUAGGUAUGCUUGAUGUUUGCUAGUAAUACUGUUUUGGUUGGUUUCAUCAGGUAUUUGGAAUCUUGACCAGACACUGUCUAUGACUGUGAACACAUUUCUGUUUUCCUUUACUAGCAGCUCUGGCCCCUGUUCUGCGUUGUGUCACGCCCAAACUGAGGCAGCACCCCACUGACUGCCUGUUCUUUAUCUGAUUUUUCUGAAUGUUCAGCACCCAUAACAUUGCAGCAGACUUUCAGAAGCGGACAGCCAUCAGCUAUGGUAAUUAGAGUUGGGGUCAAGUUCUCAAAAGCACUUGGCAUACUGCCCCAAGUCUGGUCCCAGGCACGGAUACAUACUGCUUUCCUGUAGGAAUCGCAGCUCUGAUUCUGGGAGUCACCCAAUUCUGUGCCCCACAGAGGAGUCCUGGCUGGGAGGUGGGUGGUCAGGAUGAAGGUGGCAGGUAAGUGCCUGUCACACGUGGUGAUGCUGGCUUGUGAUGCUUGCAGUGCCAAAGAAGGAGAGAAAAAAUGACAAUUCAGCUAUUACAAAAUGAUAGUUAUGAACAGGAGGAAUCCAUAAAUACAAUAUGCAUUUUAUGCUAAUAAAAUCAGGUGGCUGACCCACUGCAUGCAGGGAUUGAUGUGAAAAUAGCCACUUAAGUUUUGGCACACUAUAGCUGAAAAUACUAGAGCAGGUCUUUAAACCUUGGGCCCCUACAUUACUUUUAAUGGAUCUCCAAAAGGUACCUAAGGAAAUCCAAGAUUUAUAUUUGUUAUGCUAGGAUCUUAAAUUUCUAUCUACAUUAUCACUGAAAGAUGCUUAGAGCUGCACAAAUUCAAAACAGUUGAAAAAAACCCACUGGAAUAGAAUUACAAUCAAACUUAAAAUAGUUGUAUUCAAGACAGUAACCACUAAAGUCAGUUGUAGCAGUAGGCUUCUUGAAUUUCUGCCUCAGCAAAGGCAGAGCCAAGGGUGAAAUAAGAUGGAUGAGACCACUGAACGUAGGAUUAGAGUUAUCCAAGUGCCUGCUGGCUCUUCCAAUUGACCCUUGAAAACUAUCCUACCUGUUCUGGGAGCAGAGUAAAUGAAGGCAGUUUACCAGUUUUUAGACUAAUCCAAACAAAUGUUAAAGAGACAAACAAACAAGGGACAAACAAACAAAGGAAAAGUCCCCAAGCCAAAACCAAACAAGAAACCAAAGACCCUUGCCAGUCCCUGGAGGUAGGCAAGGUCACUGCCUGGGAUUGCUCUCGCGACUCACAGGCAGGCAAAGCUGCUCCAGCUCAGACAUGACGCAGGAAGCCAUGACAACAUGGUGAUGCGACGCUGCUGGCACAUGGGGCUUGGCUUGAGGAUGAGCUCUCACUCCCCAGCCGUAUCCCAGUGCCCUGCUAGCACAGCUCAGACUGCCAUCCCCCAGCCUUACAGUGAGUAAAAGUGCUCACAGUGUGCCUGAAUGCUUGUACAAUGUCCCACCACAUGCACAGACAGUUGCUGAAGCCCUGCCCUGCCAAGGUCGGUGGGAAUUUUUGUUAUUGACUUUUGUGCAGGCAGGAUUUCCCCCAUGGACACACACCUCCUCCCGGAUGCAUGGGCAUGUGAGUGUGUGUGUAUAUGUAUAUGCUUUACAGUACUAAGUACUUACAGGAAGGCAUCUUCUCUCUUCAAAUGUUUUUCCUCAACUUUGUAUUGCGUGAAGUCAGACCCUCGCUGUCACAGCGGCAGUUUCUCACAGCUUAAUGGAGUUAAAGAGCCCUUCUUGCUCCUGACUGCUGCAAUAACAAUCAGGCUGGGAGGAAGGGGAAAUGAGCAGUGCAGCACACGCUGUACCUUCCAGCCACCAGCUAUUGUUAAGAGCACGUUGCUCCAGACAGAGUGGCAGCAAGGCAUGGGGUGGGAAACAGGUGUAACCUGCCAGGAACACCACUCUAGCAAAGUCAGUUUUUAAUUCAGAGGAGUACCCCUACUUCUCAGCUGCCUCUUCCCACCAAAUUGAAACAGGUUGUACACUCCUGUUGCUCAGCACUUGAAAGCAUAACAAACGCCUUUACAGCAAACCAAGAGCUCAUUUUCUUAUGCCAGCACUUUGGUCAUUCAUCUACAAAGUCACUAAUCUUUUUUUCUUCAACUCCCUAUCACAGCAUAGCAUUUCACAUGCAACAGUUUGCUCUCAGGUGGUACGUUUCCAUGUGCUUUGCUAUAGUUUGGGUUCUUUACAAAAGAUUCUGCAAUCUCUCCUCCUUGCUUGCCCUGUUUGUCCAGCUUGGGUUUCUUCUACUCUCUUCAGAAAGUCCCACCAGCAAAAGCUGCCUAGGCUGUGGUAGCACCCAUGGAGUACUUUGCUCAAGCUAUGUCUACACAGGUGUAUAGCCUGGCACUACUGGCCGGGUUUGGACUGCUGCUGGGUGGCCCAAGCCCAGUCCAGUUACCUCACCCCCUAAAUUCAACUGCGGUGUGUUGUUGAAGACUGGCUGCCCUUGCUGAGUUCCUGCGCUGUUCUCAGACACCCUCUAGGAUGGUUUAUAAACAUCAGCAUGGCGGUCCUUGCCAGAGUGCAUGAAGCCAACAACCCACAUGUUCAAACCUCUUCUUUGUUUUAGUGCAGGAGUUACUGUCCUGCAGUGCAAUAUUAAAGCCUGUUUGUGGUCAGGUUUAGUUCACUGUAGAUCUGCAGCCUUCAUUGAUGCCUGGUUUUCAGGUACCUGCCUCUGCUGAGCACUCACACAUUGUGCAAUGCAAUAUAAAUGAGCAUGUUCAGCCCAGCUGCCACACCAUAAACAAGCAUGAUGAAAGAACAUCACAUCUAUGCCUGCUACUACCCAUCAGGGCAUUAUCUCUGCUCCUUUUCCUCCACUGAGGCCUGCAGAUGAAGUACAGCCUUGUAUACACCCCACUCGUGAAAUGCCUUCCCUGGCUGGCUGUUCCCUGUCUAGGAUUAUCCACCAGCUGGGACUAUCCACCAGCUGUAGGACACAGCUGCUUGGCAAGGGAGUCAGUGGACCAUGAGAAGGUCUGGCAUCUUCUAUCCCUUACUAAGCAUUUUCUCCACUUGUCCCUUAUCUUUCUUUUCUGCUUAUAGUUACUGGUUCUUUUUUACCACGGGAUCAUUUUGGGGAAAGAGAAUCCACCCCCGCCUCCUCUUCCUCCUCAUGCAGCAGCUCUAGACUGCUCUUGGUGGACUCUGCUUGGUUUCUUCAGGAGAUAGCUCAACAACUUGCCAAAGCCCCACAUAUCUCCCCCAGCAGCUUGUCUCUGUCUUCCUCCCCUUCCGCAGCUGCUCUUGCAACACGCACGGGUGAUACUGCCCUGUUUCUGGUAGCUUGGCUUAUUUGGCUCAGCUGGAAUGAUGCUGAAAAACAAUGGGAAAAAACCCUCAGAAAUGCUUUCCCCCAAGGAAAAUUCUCCUCUUUAAAUAGCCCCUUGGCAUUUGCAAGGAAAAAUACGAUUUUUAUCUCAUUAACAUGAUUCCCCAGUCAUCUGCACUUCUGGGCUCUGUAGCUAUUUUAUGUUCGUCCCCAAUAUAUGCAAUUUAACCUGGAGUUAUGAUGUAUAGACUCAGACUACGAGAAAAGGACUAGAGACUCUGUGUUAGUAAUCAAGUUUGGCUUUAU
Molecule: messenger RNA, 8502 nt
Organism: Falco peregrinus (peregrine falcon)
Lineage: Eukaryota; Metazoa; Chordata; Aves; Falconiformes; Falconidae
Gene: POC1B
Product: POC1 centriolar protein B
Exons: 12
Coding region: 527-1801 (424 amino acids)
Biological process (GO): cilium assembly
Cellular component (GO): ciliary basal body; centriole
Molecular function (GO): protein binding
Source: RefSeq, a predicted model, not a curated record